Aspergillus versicolor CBS 583.65 is the source of this 2070-nucleotide messenger RNA. RefSeq lists its product as uncharacterized. Gene Ontology annotation, molecular function: DNA binding; zinc ion binding; DNA-binding transcription factor activity, RNA polymerase II-specific. Gene Ontology annotation, biological process: DNA-templated transcription; regulation of DNA-templated transcription. The record is from RefSeq and is a predicted model, not a curated record. Gene Ontology annotation, cellular component: nucleus. The coding region runs from base 1 to 2070 and encodes 689 amino acids. NCBI's taxonomy places the organism in Eukaryota, Fungi, Ascomycota, Eurotiomycetes, Eurotiales, Aspergillaceae. The transcript is spliced from 5 exons.
AUGACGAAAGGUCUCGGUCUCCGGCAAUACCGGGCCUGCGUGAGAUGCCGCUCUCGCAAGACACGAUGUGAUCUACGAGGAAUCGGGGACUCCAAUAAACCGCCCUGCGUCAAGUGCAAUCGCGAGGGGGCUGAAUGCGUACUCGCCACGUCUCGUCGCGGAGGGGACUAUUCGCAUCUUCGGCGACAGAAAGGACGUCCAGCUCAGAGACAGCAGGAUGAGGAACCAGCACUAUCGACUCCACCCAUAUCAUCCCCUGGAAAUGGAUCGCUUCACUCAACCUCUGGAGACCACGUUCACGACAACUUGCAGAACCCAUCUGAUGCACUCUUGAUUCUUGCCAAUGCGGCAGGGCAGCCGGAAGACCAGUUUCAGGCCCAAGCUGGCAGUGACAACCCCUACCUGCUCGACAGGAAUGCCAGGAAUUUAUCCUUGAGCAUCCCCGGGAACCGACAUAUACAGCCCAGCGGCCGCAUGGGGGAUAUCUCAGCAGCUGCGGGAGGCAAAGACGCUUGUAUCUCUCAUCCAUUAAUUGAUAACGGGAUUAUAUUCCUACCCCUUCUGCUCGAGCUAUUAUCUUCAUACCGCAAUUCCUACCAUCAGUUCUUCCCAAUCGCCCCAAAGAGCGUCCUCAAUCCCGACAACAUCAAGCAAACGCUCCAGCAGGAACCAUUCCUCACCACCGCAAUUCUGGCUGUCGCAACGAAAGAUCGCCCGGACCAGUCCACCCGGCAUAAUAGCAUAUGUGACCAUCUCCAUCAGCGCAUACUUGACGUCGUUCUCGGCGUACCCGACACGCGCCAUGUCGGGUGUGUCGAAGGCCUCCUACUCCUCGGUGAGUGGACCCUCCUCAACUUAAGCCAAGCCGAUGACGGCGGUGGUGAGGCAGCCUGGUCUAUUAUUGGGCUUGCAGUCAGGCUUGCAUACCGGCUUCGACUGGAAGAUAGCGGAUUUCGCGGCGAAGGCAAUGAACUGGACCCCAUGGCGCAGCGGAAGCGCCUCGCGUGGACUCUUACGUACCUCUCCGAUCGCCAAAUAUCAAUACGCAUGGGCCAGGCCUUCUGGUGUCGGGGCCCUGCCCUCUCUGUCCGCUUCAUUGCGCAAGACUUCCCUUCCCUCCAGCCCCAGUCGAGGCCUCCUUUCUGCGAAGACUACGCCUCCUGGAUCCAAGCCCAAGUCGAGCUCACCACCCUCUUUGGAAAUGCCCAUGAUAUCCUCUUCGCCUCCAAAUCACGAACCGUCGAGCUAAUCACCCGCGGCGACUAUGUCAAAUAUAUCGAUGAUACGGGGAAGGCUAUGGCGGCAUGGAAGUGUGCUUGGAGGGGGAUUGCAGUUUCCAGUGCACUUUCGGGGUGUUUAACAAUCAUGCUGGAAUAUCUACGGCUGUAUGUGAAUGCCUUUGCAUUCCAGGCUGUGCUCUAUCGUGCUUCAAGGCCUACAGUCAAUCCCAACUCUUCUCCGGAAGUGUGUGUUUCGAGUAAAUUAUGUUUUCCAGACUCAACAAUGGCUAGUGCAGAUGCGAGGCAUAUCUAUGAGGCUCUGGAUGCGGCCGAGUCUCUGUUACGAGUGUUUGUUGAGGAAUUUGAUGAGACGCAGCUACGGUGUAUGCCAACGCGGUUUUACCUCUAUGAAAUCCAUUCCGCGGUAUUCCUAUACAAAACCCACGCGUCUGGCGCAAUUCCCCAGUCUCGCCAUGGACAUACUAUAUCUCUAAUCCAACGCUUCAUCACCGUCCUCCAGACCACCGCAAUCAGCGAGAGCCACAUUGCCUCACGCUACGCGCGACUACUGCACCAUCUCUGGUUCCAACGCCCACACAGUCCCCCAGACGACCCGAUCUCGGACAGUUGCGGUAUCAGACCAAACACGGACACCCCGUUUGGGGCCGUAGAUGGGCCGAUUGUAGAUGCUAGUUACGGAGCGUCCCUUCUUGAAGAUAUUGGGGUGGGUUCCGAUGCACUUGAGGGGGCUGAGUGGAUGGAUGGGCUUUUUUCGAUGCCUCCAGCGUUUCCCUAUGAUCUUUCGAUGUUCUUAAAGCAAGCAGAGGGGGCCGAGUUCCCUCCACUAUAG